AGACAAAGUGGGUGCGUCCGUCGAGUGUGCAGCCUGUUUUCUAAGGAGCCCAAGGGGGCGCUAUUGGGUAGAAGCGAUGUGUGAAUGCGAGCCGGCGUGUGUCUCCGGACCGCACAGGCCUGUGCAGGCUGUGCGUCUGAGAGGAGAAGAGUGAACGCCAUUUCAGUAUUGCAAAAAGGCAAAGAAGGAAUGAUUGACGAGAUGUUCAAAGGGCACACCAUGUAUCGACCAAAAAAGCCACAUUGUUCCGCGAUGCAUGUACUGGCAGUGAGCGACAAAUUUGCGGAUGUUUCUCACUCGGGCCAAAGAGAAAUGGGGGAGCGGGCAACAACAAACAGGGCCUCCGAUUGUUACAGAUACGCGUCUGUAAAUGCAAGACUGGGAGGAACCGCGUUUGUUUUUCUUCUCGCUUCGUCCCACCUGCAACAAUCAAAAUCACCUUCGGCCAAAUGCUGCAAUGCCUGCCCCAAGGACUGCGGCAGCAUCCACUUACAAUUCAGAUGCGGCCCUCUGAAUCCGGUAGUAGCUGACGCAGAUUUAAAAGACGGGCGCCUCGCUGAAGCCGCCUCAUUCUUCUUCCACCCAACCUUUGAUGCCAAGCAGGCCUCGUCUUUUUCUUUCAUCUACAUACUUUUCUGCUGAGCUUCCGAUUUCCCUUCAUUGCAACCCGUGUCAGUCGCGGCUUUUCCUGCGCCUCUCUGACGACACCAGCACCAUCACACCUGCGUAACCAGUGUUUCAUUCUAAGCCGUGAGCCUCCGCUCGUUGACCA
Messenger RNA from Linderina pennispora, 772 nucleotides. RefSeq lists its product as uncharacterized. The coding region runs from base 85 to 642 and encodes 185 amino acids. The transcript has a single exon. NCBI's taxonomy places the organism in Eukaryota, Fungi, Kickxellomycota, Kickxellomycetes, Kickxellales, Kickxellaceae. The record is from RefSeq and is a predicted model, not a curated record.